AUGCUUCGAAACAUGUGGCCAAUAUCUAUUGUGAAUCCUGACGAGAUCGUGCAGUACCGUACCUCCAGCUACCUCAAGAGGCAGACGGAAGCUGCAACGAUGCCGUCAUCAGCCGAACUGAUGCGGAGACUGGAUGAAUUCGCAAGGCAGAACCCCAAAAGCAGGACGAGCAAAGCUCUGAAAGCAAAAGAAAUUUCCUUGGAAGCCUUAGCCGAAGCCAUCAGUCAGACAUGCAGCUUCGCUGAACCCUCGUCACUGGAGAAUCCGAAAGGGCUCAGGCAGUGGGGUGACGAUGUCAAGCAGUGGUACCUGUCAGAGGUCCAAGCUGACAGACAAAGGCAGAUGCAGACGAUUACCAUGAAGGUACUUGGGAUCCCUGCAUACUUUUCCAGACAGGUGGAAAACUUAUGCCUCAAGCUUGAAGAGCAAGGCUUGAUCGUCGAUCAGACGCAAGACAGCAGGAGCCUGAUCUUCAAGGCUCCCUUGAAGCCUGACCUUGUGCAGGCAGCGGAGAUCCCAGCAGUGAUCACCUUUGUCCGCAAUGAGGCGGCUGAGAAACUCUGGAAAGGAGAAGGUACCUUCAAGGUGGCAGGCAGGAGGAUCCUAGCAGUGAACCCAGCAGCCAACCCACCGAUCUCGUUCAAGAUGCGGCCAAAGAAGGAGAACAUGGGCAGAGUUGGAAUCCUAGCUGAGGUGGCCCAACUCCUGAUGCUCAACGAUUCGAGCACAGGUGACAUAUGUGAGAUCUACAGGCAGCUAUGCCUGAAGCAGGGAUUAGCGAUCAUUGAUCUGAUCCCAAAUGCGGGAAUGACAGUGAACCUCCCCCCCAAGAGGAACCUACCGCCAAAGAAGGUGUUCGCUGCGGUAGGAAUAGAAACAGUCAACCAGAACAGAGAGGUCGACUGGAUCGCAACGUGCUCGAGCCUUGAAGCAGCGGACAUCGUUCUUCAAGCAUUCGAUCGACAUGGAAAGGAUCGUGCAGGAGUCACUUUGGGACUGGUCUCAGAGAAUGACAAAAUACUGAAAUGGUUCUCAGUGCAGAUGGAAGCAACGGCGCUGCACAAGAAUAUGAAGAAUGCGGUGCGGCAAGAGGGCACGGCAAUGGCAACGGGAGCAGAGAUGCUGUGGAAAGAGACCUCCAACGGAUCCACCUCCAAUGCGAUCCAGAAACAGGGAUCUGGGAUGGUUGAAAUCCAAACGACAGCGAGCAGUCUGAACCUCCAAGUGUCGCCUCAGGCAACUCGCGAUCAGUCUAACCCUGAGGCCAGGUCACAAACGACGGGGACCAGAGCAGAAGGAACUGUGUGGAAAGAGAUCGAGCUCAGUUCCAUUAUCAAUGAAAUAAACCUCCCAGAUGCGGGAACGGACGUGGUCGUCGAAGAACUUAAGGAAACUAUUGCUGACGUAACUAGGAGCGAGCUGCAACAGCAAGGACAGCUUCAACUCCAUCUUGAUGACGCGGUGCAAGAGAUGGCUCCGGAGAGCCCAGGAAAUGCAUCCUUCCCCACGCUACAAGAGUGGGCUGAUAAGGGGGCCAACGCGGCAGAGAAUGCCGUGAGCAAGCGACUGCGUGAACGAGUCAGGGUGAUUGCAGGCAAGCAUACGUGGAAGGUAGCGAAACGCAAGAGCAGCGCUUUCGCACCAAAUGAGGAGAAGCCCUUGAAAACUGACCUUCUCUUCAUUGCUUUGAAUAAAUUCCUGGAGGAAACGGCGCUCUCCCUCGUAGGAAUGCUGGGAGACAGAAACGAAUUGAAACUUGUUUUGAGCAGUGAGAUACAGAUGGAAGACGCGCGAGUGGAAGAUGCACCCGAAGCAGGGAGCAGAGCGGUAGAAGUGGAAGAGAUGUCGCUUGACUCCUCCCCAACCGCGCCGCUUGACGCCUAA
Guillardia theta CCMP2712 is the source of this 1884-nucleotide messenger RNA. RefSeq lists its product as hypothetical. The transcript is spliced from 3 exons. Bases 1 to 1884 code for a protein of 627 amino acids. NCBI's taxonomy places the organism in Eukaryota, Cryptophyceae, Pyrenomonadales, Geminigeraceae. The record is from RefSeq and is a predicted model, not a curated record.